Artibeus jamaicensis (Jamaican fruit-eating bat) is the source of this 5120-nucleotide messenger RNA. Its product is annotated as contactin-4. The record is from RefSeq and is a predicted model, not a curated record. NCBI's taxonomy places the organism in Eukaryota, Metazoa, Chordata, Mammalia, Chiroptera, Phyllostomidae. The transcript has 23 exons. Gene Ontology annotation, biological process: brain development; cell-cell adhesion. Bases 158 to 3238 code for a protein of 1026 amino acids. Gene Ontology annotation, molecular function: cell-cell adhesion mediator activity.
AGUAGCCCCACAGCUCGGGUCCCCAGAGCUGCCCAGCAGGUGAGCCUCCCACCGCACCGUUUUCCUCCAGAUUAAAGGUCGAACACAGCUGAAAAGCAGCAGCCAUCCUAUCCACUUGUCACUGGACUUGAAACGCCUUUGACCUUGGGAACCGAAGAUGAGGUUGCCAUGGGAACUACUGGUCCUGCAAUCAUUCAUGUUGUGCCUUGCAGAUGAGCACACACUGCACGGCCCGGUUUUUAUUCAGGAACCAAGUCAUGUGAUGUUUCCUCUGGGCUCCGAGGAGAAAAGAGUGAAGCUCAGUUGCCAAGUUCGAGGGAACCCCAAGCCGCACAUCAGGUGGAAGUUAAAUGGAACAGAUGUUGACAUAGGUAUGGAUUUCCGCUACAGUGUUGUUGAAGGCAGCUUGUUGAUCAAUAACCCCAAUAAAACCCAGGAUGCGGGGACGUACCAGUGCGUAGCAACAAACGCCUUUGGAACAGUGGUUAGCGGAGAGGCAGAGCUCCAGUUUGCUUACCUUGAGAACUUCAAGACGAGGGCGCGGAGCACGGUGUCCGUCCGUCGCGGUCAGGGGAUGGUGCUGCUGUGCGGGCCGCCUGCCCACGCCGGAGAGCUGAGCUAUGCCUGGAUCUUCAACGAGUACCCUUCCUACCAGGACAACCGCCGCUUCGUCUCCCAGGAGACCGGGAACCUGUACAUCGCCAAAGUGGAAACUUCGGACGUCGGGAACUACACCUGCGUGGUCACGAACACGGUGACGAACCACAGGGUGCUGGGCCCCCCCACGCCGCUGAUCCUGAGGAACGACGGGGUGAUGGGCGAGUAUGAGCCCAAAAUCGAGGUGCAGUUCCCAGACACGGUCCCCACCGCCAAAGGCGCCACCGCCAGGCUGGAGUGCUUCGCCCUGGGCAACCCAGUGCCCACCAUCACCUGGAGGCGAGCGGACGGAAAGCCGGUGGCCAGGAAGGCCAGGAGACACCAGUCCAGCGGGGUCCUCGAGAUCCCCAACUUCCAGCAGGAGGACGCCGGGCUGUACGAGUGCGUGGCUGAGAACUCCAGGGGGAAAAACGUGGCGAGGGGGCAGCUGACUUUCUACGCUCAACCUAAUUGGAUUCAAAAAAUAAGCGAUGUCCACGUGGCCAUUGAAGAAAACGUCUUCUGGGAAUGCAAAGCCAGCGGCAGGCCCAGACCCACGUACAGGUGGCUGAAAAAUGGCGACCCGCUGUUCACUCGGGACAGAAUUCAUAUCGAGCAAGGGACACUCAACCUCACGGCGGCGAGCCUGUCGGACGCCGGCAUGUACCAGUGCGUGGCGGAGAACAGACACGGUGCCAUCUUCUCCAGCGCGGAGCUCGGCGUUGUAGCGGCGGGUCCCGAUUUUUCAAGAACCCUCUUGAAAAGGGUGACUCUGGUCAGAGUGGGGGGUGACGCCAUCAUUGAGUGCAAGCCGGAAGCUGCUCCCAAGCCCACCUACACCUGGAAGAAGGGGAGGGACGUGUUGAGAGACAGCGAAAGAAUUACUAUUUCUGAAGAUGGUAGCCUCAGAAUCAUCAACGUGACGAAGGCCGACGCUGGGAGCUACACCUGUGUGGCCACCAACCACUUCGGCACCGCGAGCAGCACCGGGAACCUGGCGGUGAAAGACGCAACCAGGGUGACGGUGCCCCCAGCCAGCAUGGACGUCACCGUCGGGGAGAGCAUCGUCCUCACCUGCCAAGUGACCCAUGACCCCUCGCUCGACAUCGUGUUCACCUGGUGGUUCAACGGACGUCUGGUCGACUUCGACAGGGACGGGGACCACUUCGAGAGGGUUGGAGGGCAGGACUCGGCGGGCGACCUGAUGAUCCGCAACAUCCAGCUGAAGCACGCGGGGAAGUAUGUGUGCCUGGUGCAGACCAGCGUGGACCAGCUGUCCGCGGCCGCCAGCCUGAUCGUCAGAGGUCCCCCAGGGCCCCCGGAGGCCGUGACCAUCGAUGAAAUCACGGACACCACCGCCCAGCUGUCCUGGAGGCCCGGGCCCGACAACCACAGCCCCGUCACCGUGUACGCCAUUCAAGCCAGGACUCCGUUCUCCGUGGGCUGGCAAGCCGUCAGCACAGUCCCCGAAGUCAUCGACGGGAAGACGUUCACAGCAACCGUGGCAGGUUUAAACCCUUGGGUCGAGUACGAGUUCCGCACAGUGGCAGCCAAUGCGAUCGGGAUGGGGGAGCCCAGCCAGCCCUCCGAGAAGCGGAGGACCGAGGAGGCCCUCCCCGAAGUCACCCCAGCUAACGUCAGUGGCGGAGGAGGCAGCAAGUCGGAGCUGGUCAUCACCUGGGAGACGGUGCCCGAGGAGCUGCAGAACGGGCGCGGCUUCGGGUAUGUGGUGGCCUUCCGGCCCUAUGGCAGCGGGACCUGGAUGCUGACGGUGCUGGCCUCGGCCGACGCCUGCAGAUACGUCUUCCGGAACGAGAGUGUGCGCCCCUUCGCCCCCUUCGAGGUCCGAGUGGGCACCUACAACAACAAGGGCGAGGGCCCCUUCAGCCCCGUCACGGUGGUGUACUCCGCGGAGGAAGAGCCCACCAAACCACCGGCCAACCUCUUUGCCAGAAGUCUGUCUGCGACCGACAUCGAAGUGCUCUGGGCCCCACCCACGGAGAAGAACAGAGGCCGGAUACAAGGCUACGAGGUUAAAUACUGGAGACACGAAGACAAGGAGGAAAACGCGAGGAGAGUGCGCACGUCUGGAAACCAGACCUCGGCCACCAUCACCAACUUACGAGGCAGCGCGCUGUACCACGUGGCCGUCCGGGCCUACAACACGGCCGGGGCCGGCCCCGCCAGCGCCAUGGUCAACGUGACCACCAGGAAGCCGCCCCCCAGUCAGCCCCCCGGAAACAUCAUGUGGAAUUCCUCGGACUCCAAGAUCGUCCUGAACUGGGACCGCGUAAAGGCGCAGGGCAACGAGUCGGAGGUGAAAGGCUACAAGGUCCUGUACAGGUGGAGCAGGCACAGCGGCACGUCCGUCAUCGAGACGAACGGGACGUCGGUGGAGCUGGCCCUGCCGCCGGACGAGGACUGCAUCGUGGAGAUCAAGCCCUUCAGCGACGGAGGGGACGGCAGCGCCAGCGAGCAGAUCCGGAUCCCAAAGAGGACAAAUGCCUACGCCCGGGGCGCGGGCCCCUCCACCUCCAACGCCUGCGCGCUGUCUGCGCUCAGCACCAUCAUGCUCUCGCUCACGGCCAGGUCCAGCUUAUGACGGACGCUGCGGCGGCGCCGGCCACGACACAGCGCCACUGAGCUGGUGGCUUUGGGAACGCCCAGUGCUCGGUGACGUCGUUGUCGAGUGCGUCUUAUUACUGGGAAAACAUGUUUCUUGCUUCUCUAGGAAUGAAUGGCGGUCGGUCUACGAGCUUCCUCGGAGCACACCUAGCUUCGCCCGCGGUUCGCGGGACACGGGCAAUGCACUGAAGACAUCUGUGAUACGAUGUUACCAAAGCGGUUUACAUACGUCCUUAUAUGCAUAUUUUUAUUAUAUAGUUAGUGUUUUAUAGAAUUUUUUAAAGUUAACAUGAAAUGUAGAUAUUAAUUUUUUCCUCUGCUAUAAAAUGCAAUGGGCACCAGUCACACAGUUAUGGUUUGAGAACGUUUCCUUCAGAGACAGAGUGUGCAGCUCGCCUUGACGACGAAAUUGCAAAGCCCUGGUCCUGCUUCACAUGGAGGGGGCAGGCAGCUGGGCCCGCUCUGCGCCGGGCUGCUGGCGGGCGGGCCGAGAAUGACGCUCAGGACAGCCCAGCGCUAGGCCCGGUCCUUGCACAUGGGAACACCGGGUCUUCCGCUCCCAUGUGGAUUUUGUUGGGCGGUGCAACUCGAGACGGUUCCGGGAGCGGGUACAAGUUCAGACCGAAAGGGCUGCCCCCGAGAGCCGCCCCGUGGCACAAGGUGAGACUCGCUCUCCGUGCUGCUGAGCGAGCCUUGUCUCCACAGUAGCGCUGUCUCAGGCAUCACUCCAGAGGGCCCACGCCCGCGGUGACAUAGCCUGGAAGUCACUCUAGUCACCCGAGUCUUUCAGGGGCUCAAAGGUAACUCAAUUCUCUUUAAAUGUACCUGUUUGAACGUAUAUUUUAAAAGCAAAGGUGGUUCUCUGUUCACGGGUUCAUGACUUCUUUCCAGGAUUUCUCAUGUAGAGUAUGUAUAUCUCUCAAUGACAGAGCCCUUCUUUGGAGUCCAAAUCACACCUGGUGGGUGGCAGAUUUCCCCUCUUUCGGCGAGUAGUUGCUGCCGAGAACUUGUCCCCAGACUCUGGACAAGGUCUUCGGCACAGCUGUGGUCACCUCCGCGGCUCUCCUGUUCUGCAGUCAGUAGCCUAGACGCUUUAUAAACUUGACCUUCUAAGUCUGAAACACCACACAUUGGAAAGCAACGGCAUCAGCAAAGCCGCAUCCUUACGUGAGUGCUGUUUGUUACGGUGGGGGGGCAGUUUGCAGCUGGCACCAGCAGACCCAAAAGGCCACGACGUCUUCCACACAAGUGUCCGCACGUGGCCACGGGACCACGCUUCUGCUUUCUCGGAGCUCAGUUUGCCUGCGACUUGUCACUUUUCCUUCUCACGACCCGAGUUAACUUUCCCACCUUCGAGCUCUGUUUGUCCUUAACUCAUAAUCAGGAUCCCAGCUGUGCAGAAACUAGGCUGGUGACAGGAAGAACGUCGCCAGCCAGCAUUUCAAACUGCAGUCCAUCCUCAGUUUGACGUGGUUGCUUCUGUGUUAAAGCAACAUUUAAAACCCUCCCUCCCACUCUCUCUCUCUCUCACACACACACCACAAAAUGACGAAGCGGGUGGAAACAAGGACCCCGGGGCAGUCCCCACCGGUGUCAGUGAUGCUCACCAGUGGUUUAGCGAGCAUAUGUAAUCUUUUUCUAAAGGUGUUGUUAAUAAAUAUUCUGUCGUUUGUAAAGAUACGUGUCUUUUGGGAGCAUUCUUCUGGCCUGCCAGCCAGGGGGCCAGUUAGCUCACCCUCGUGCUGGUGACGAUGAGAGACCCUGAGACCAGAGGGGGGCUCCCACGUCUCGGGCCUGGACCCAAAGCCCAAUGGCCACAAGCUGCCCCCCACCCCAGACGACCUCACAGACACCCUAUC